AUGGCCAGCCCUGCCUCGCACAAGCCCAGGCGCAAGGGCAAGACAAACGCCAUCGACCUCGAUGUCCGGCCGCGCGCCGAAGCUCCCUCCAAAGCACCCUUGUUCCCACUGGCCGGAUUCCUCUGGCCGCUGCGCACGGCAUCAUCGCAAUGGACCGUCCUCCCCCUCGUACUCAUGGUCGCUGGCCUGUUUCGCUGGGCUGCAGGAUUCUGGGGUUACUCUGGCUUCGAGCGUCCCCCCCUAUUUGGCGAUUACGAGGCGCAGCGACACUGGAUGGAAAUCACGACGCAUCUUCCCAUCUCCCAAUGGUACUUUCACGAUCUCGAGUGGUGGGGGCUCGACUACCCGCCCCUGACGGCCUAUCACAGCUGGCUUCUUGGCAAGAUUGGCGCAUUGUUUGACCCUGCGUGGUUUGCGCUCUUUACGUCGCGCGGAUCUCAUGACGCCAAUCUCAAAGUUUUCAUGCGCGCAUCCGUCAUCGUCUCCGAGUACCUUACCUACAUCCCGGCUGUCGUGGUGUUCGUCCGCCGCUUCAGCAGGCUGAGCAGCGUGCCGAACUGGGCCAGCAAUGUCGCCCUCGUUGCCAUCCUAAUGCAACCCGGCACCAUACUCAUUGACCAUGUUCACUUCCAAUACAAUACAGUCAUGCUGGGGCUGGUGCUUGCUAGCAUGUCGAGUCUCCUCGCUGAGCGAUACAGAUGGGCUGCCGUCUUCUUCGUCGGUGCACUGGGCUUUAAGCAGAUGGCGCUCUACUAUGCGUUCAGCGUCUUCGCUUACCUUCUUGGACGUUGUGUUAAGCCUAACAUUAGCAUUGGCCGCCUCAUUGGCAUUGCCCUGGUAACGCUCGUCUCGUUUGCCGUCCUUCUGGUGCCAAUCAUCGCCGGUGCUCUCUAUGAUGAACACCGUGGCAUCUCCUCGCGCGCCGAGCUCGGAGGCCCUCCACCACCGCUGCCGAUCCUAUCAUUUCUCUCGGACUAUCUCGAUACCGAUGCUUUCUACUAUCCUGUGGUGGAGCAGCUCGUGCAAAUGGUGCACCGUGUGUUUCCGUUUGCCCGUGGUCUCUUCGAGGACAAGGUCGCAAACUUUUGGUGUGCUGCCAAUGUGGUAAUCAAGCUACGCAACUACCCCAAUGACUUGCUGCAAAAGGCCUCCCUUCUGUUUACGCUGCUGGCCAUUAUCCCGCCAAACCUGAUUCUGUUCGCCAAGCCGCUCAAGGCUACUAUGCCGUUGGCCUUUGCCACGACGGCUUGGGGCUUCUUUCUCUUCAGCUACCAGGUUCAUGAAAAGAGCGUGUUGCUGCCUUUGAUGCCUAUGACGAUGCUUCUUGCGGGCAAGCAGGGUUUGAGUGGAAACGUGCGCUCCUGGGUCGGUUUCGCUAACAUACUCGGCGCGUGGACCAUGUUCCCGCUGUUGCAGCGUGUGGACCUUACCAUCCCCUAUGUGGUGCUCACUCUUCUUUGGGCAUACCUUCUUGGUCUCCCACCUGUGUCAUGGACCGCUCCGCUGCAAGACGCUCACACUACGCCACUUGUGCGGUACGCUACAUUGGCGCUGCAUUCGGGAUUUUACGUAUUGAUGGUUGCCUGGCACAUUGCCCAGGCGCUUUUACCGCCGCCGCCGAGUAAGCCUGAUCUCUGGGUAGUGGCUAACGUUGGCAUUGGCGCCGCUGGCUUUAUGAUUUGCUACGCUUGGUGCUUCUGGAGACUGAUUGCGGAGAGUGACAUACUGCCCGUUGCCGCUAAGACGACUAAGGCAAAAAAGGCGCAAUGA
This is a messenger RNA of Cordyceps militaris CM01, 1770 nucleotides long. Its product is annotated as glucosyltransferase. The record is from RefSeq and is a predicted model, not a curated record. The transcript has 2 exons. Gene Ontology annotation, biological process: protein N-linked glycosylation. Bases 1 to 1770 code for a protein of 589 amino acids. Gene Ontology annotation, molecular function: dolichyl pyrophosphate Man9GlcNAc2 alpha-1,3-glucosyltransferase activity. Gene Ontology annotation, cellular component: endoplasmic reticulum membrane. NCBI's taxonomy places the organism in Eukaryota, Fungi, Ascomycota, Sordariomycetes, Hypocreales, Cordycipitaceae.